UGUAACUUUACUCUUUUUGCAUGACCACGCAAAAAAAACCAAAAAAAAAAAAAAAAUACAUAAGACCUUAGACAUUUCCCGUAGACCAUAUCUUUUUAAUCACGUUCACCUCUGUAUUUACAAAAAAGUCUUCUCAAUACUUUUAUACCGUUUGAAUGUGUUCCCGUUAUUUAAAAUAAAGUAAUUUGGACAUUUUACGCAGCCCCGAUAUUUUGAUUAUUAAAUCUACUUUGGUCAAAUUGCAGUCAAAUAUAUAAACAAGUCGCUUAACAUGAGUGUACUGAAUCACCAUGUCCUAAUAAAAUUGCUUCAUUACUCGACUUUCUUUUGUAUUUCUUGUGGUCUGGGCGCGGCUUUAAUGGGUGACAAGAUCGUUGAUGGAACCACAAAGUUAUCCCAGGACCAAAGUUCGUGCGGUACUACAAGUCGUGCUGCGAGAGCUUUUUUUCGCUCAUACUACUCCAUUAUGACUGUGUUGUUUAUUGGAUCCGGUGGUAAAACAUUUCUGACAGUGAUUGUAGUACGCGUAUCCAACAUAUUUGUCAUUGGCAGCCAAUAUGAGGAUUUUUGGAUUGAAUCUUUGUACUGGGCAGUGGACACAAGGUCGGAGUAA
Molecule: messenger RNA, 613 nt
Organism: Mucor mucedo
Lineage: Eukaryota; Fungi; Mucoromycota; Mucoromycetes; Mucorales; Mucoraceae
Exons: 3
Coding region: 272-613 (113 amino acids)
Source: RefSeq, a predicted model, not a curated record